Molecule: messenger RNA, 6793 nt
Organism: Eupeodes corollae
Lineage: Eukaryota; Metazoa; Arthropoda; Insecta; Diptera; Syrphidae
Gene: chb
Product: CLIP-associating protein
Exons: 26
Coding region: 1348-5829 (1493 amino acids)
Biological process (GO): mitotic spindle assembly
Cellular component (GO): microtubule organizing center; spindle microtubule; cytoplasmic microtubule
Molecular function (GO): microtubule binding
Source: RefSeq, a predicted model, not a curated record
AAUUCCACCCAAAUGUGUGACGACUUUUCAAAAUGACGGCUUCCCGUUAAAAACGUUAAGAGAUAAAUUUUCAACCAUCCCAAUUCGACAAAAGAAAAUAUACAAAAUAGAAAUAAAAAGAAAAUCUAUUUGCAGUGCUUGUUGCGAUAAAUAAAAUCCAAUAAAAAUUAAAAUACGAAACGAACGUCUAUCUCGAAACUCGAUUUAUUUAUUAAAACAGAACAAAAAUUAAUCUAAAAAGCAGAAGAAGAAUAAGAAAGAAAAUUGGAAAAUGCAAAGUUUUAGUUUUAAGUGUGUCGGCUGUCGGUGGAUGUGGUGAAUCUGCGAAAAAGAAAAUUUCCAAUCCAACUCCUCGCUCCAAGCUUCUUGGCCUCUCUUCUCCCUGUGCUGUGCCUGUGGUGGCCUGUGGUUGUCCUGUCUUGCUGUGUAAACCGUGAAUUCAAGUGAAGAAGGAAAUAAAUCAAAAAAUAAGCAAAAAAGGUGUGUGUGGUUUUUGCAUAAAACCAAAUUUAUAUAUUUCCUUGAAUAUGCAUUCCCUCUCUGAUUUCCCUUGAUUAAUUGUGAGUGCAAAUUAUCCACAAUUAAAAAAAAUCUAACAAAAUUUUCGUUCUUAAUUGUGAGAAAAAAUCUAAAAGAAAAAAGAAACGAAAAAAAAUUAUAUCAUUCCGUAAAAAUUGUCAACACGUCGUCGUCGUCGUUGUUGGUCGAGUCCGGAGUCGGAGUCGUUUGGAUUCAGUCGGUUCUAUUUGGCGGCGACGUAUUUUACAGCAGCGUGACAAGGACAAAGUGAUUAUCAUCACCACCAAAUCGUUUUUCUUUUUGUAUUUAUUUAUUUUUGGAUUUCGUUUUUCUUCUUAAAAAAAAAAUAAAAAGUUGUCGCCUCCGAGAGAAAACAGAAAACUGUGCGCAAUCAACACACCGAGGAAAGAAAAGGAUUAAACAAGGAUCAUAAUUAUUUUAAAUAAUAUUAUUUUUAGUUGUUCUUUGAGGUGGCGAAUGAUAGUAGAACUGCAAAUAAGUCAAGGUUCCUUUUGAUUUCAAAACAUUCGUUCUCCAGCAUUAUGUGGACUGAUAUGAAGGACUCUUUUUAAAUAAUCACUUUCUACAUUUAAACACGUUAAAAGGAACAUUUCUGUAAAAUAAUAAUAAAACAAAAUUCGAGCUUAAGGAAUAAACAAAAAUAAAAUAAUUGAAAAUGAGCGGCUAUACGGCAAAAACAAAAUAUUCAAUUUUGAAAUAAAUUUUGGAAAUAAGUGAAAUAUUCAAAUAAAACAAAACAAACAAAAUAAUCAACUAUUUGUGUGUGCAAAAAAAUUAAAACAACACUAAAAAAAACACCCUUCUAAAAUGGCAUACCGUAAACCAUCCGAUUUGGAUGGUUUUAUAAACCUCAUGCCAAAAGCUGAUAUGCGCGUCAAAGCAAUACUCGCUGAAGAUCUUGUAACAUUUUUGAGCGAUGAGAACAAUUCCAUUGUGUGCAUGGAUUUGGGCCUACUCGUCGAUGGAUUGAUGCCAUGGUUAACUGGAAGUCAUCAUAAGAUAGCACAAAAGUCUUUGGAAGCGUUUACAGAACUAAUCAAACGAUUGGGUCCUGAUUUUAAUGCGUACACAGCAACAGUUCUUCCACAUGUUAUUGACCGUUUAGGUGACAGCAAAGAUACAGUCCGCGAGAAGGCACAAUUACUGCUGCACAAUUUAAUGGAAUUCAAAGUUCUCAGUCCGCAACAGUUGAUUGAUAAAUUAGUACCGUGUUUUAAACAUAAAAAUUCCAAAGUUCGCGAAGAGUUCCUUCAAACAAUCGUGAAUACAUUAAAUGAAUACGGAACAUCGCAGUUAUCAUUAAAGUCUUACAUUCAACCAAUUGUGAUACUACUGGGUGAUCCAACGUCUACAGUGCGGGAUGCUGCAAAUCAAACACUCGUAGAAAUCUACAAACACGUUGGUGAUAGAUUAAGAUCUGAUUUAAGACGUAAAGAAGUUCCAUCUACCAAACUGGCUAUCUUAGAACAAAAAUUUGACGAAGUAAAAGAGGAAGGUCUUCUACUGAAAUCAGCUCUCAGUCAUAAUGGACACGAUGAGGCAGAUCAUGCGGCACCAGUUCGACCUACUAAAUUAAUAAAACGAACUGUUUCAGCUGCUUCAAAGAAACCAACAUGCCUUGAUGUUACAUCAACUGGUGAUGCUGGGGCUGUAACAUGGGAAAUCUUUGAAGCUUCAUUUGAAUUGGUGCCGCAACUAACAAUAUUUCAUCAACGCGAUAUGGAUGACCAGUUUAAGCAUAUCAAUGCAGUGAUUGGAGAUAAAACUAUGGACUGGGAGAAGCGAGUCGACGCACUGAAAAAAAUUCGCUCUCUUCUACUGUUAAACUUUCAAAUGACACCUUAUAUAAAAGAUAUGUCGAUAUCAUUCCUUGACAUUUUAAAAGAGCUUCGCUCGCAGGUAAUACGAGAAGCAUGCAUCACAAUUGCGUAUAUGAGUAAAUCCUUAGGACUGAAAGUCGAUCAAUUUUGCAUUUACAUUCUCGCAGAACUCAUAAAUCUCAUUCAAAAUUCAGCCAAAGUAAUUUCGUCUGCUGGCACAAUUGCUCUCAGAUAUGUGAUCAAGUAUACACAUUCUCCAAAAUUGCUCACAAUCAUCACAUCAACAUUGACGCAAUCAAAAUCUAAAGACAUUCGUUCGUCUCUAUGUGAGAUCAUGGUGAUGAUAUUCGAAGAAUGGCAAACCAAAUCGUUGGAACGCAGUGCAAACGUACUAAGGGACACCUUAAAGAAAUCCAUCAGUGAUGCGGAUAACGAUGCUAGAAAGCAUAGCAGGAGAGCUUACUGGUUAUUCCGAAGGCAUUUCUCUGAUUUGGCUGAUCAAAUUUACGAGAGUUUGGACAGUGCAACCCAAAGGGCACUUGAAAGGGAACGUGAUUUGAUGUAUGGUACAAAUGGUACGGGGGGUCCAAUGAAUAAAAGUCUUGGUGGUAGUAGUUCAAGUUUGUCGUCUAUGGCGGGAGUAGGUAGAAGUACUCAUCGACGAUCUACUGGACUCAAAUCACCAGCGACAGCACCUUCAGUUGAUACAAGCACUAGCACGGAAAAUCUGUCUCAGCCUAGAUUGAAUCGAGUGCCUUCGUUGCCGAGAUCAUAUCGUAAUCGUAGUGGAAUACCAAUUGCUCAGACUUAUAUUCCUCCUAGAGCUGGCUUUAGAAGCGUUUCGGCCGUUGAUACUGCUGCUGUACAAAGAGCUAGAGCGCGUGCGCAAUACUCAAAUUUAGCUAGAUUAAAAGUUACAUCUGGAACUGCCUCGCUGCAAGGGCAUGUAGCCCAACAAGCACGAGCAAGGAAAGUUGCCAGUUCAACAACAACGCCGCAACAUGCAUCUCCUGAGCAUAGACCAGCUCCGCGCUCAAGAACAGGAGUCUCACAAUCUCAACCUGGCUCUCGAAGUACAUCACCAUCAUCAAAGCAACGUUCAAUGUUUGGUUCAUAUACAUCGUACAGACCAACGGGUACAAUACCAAAGCCAAAGGCAUCGGGCAUCCCACGGUCAUUGGCUAAUUCAAGGGAAACAAGUCCAACAAGAGGAGCGACAAUCCGAAGAAAUGUCUAUUCGACAAAUACUCCCCGGCGCUCUGAAAGACCUCCCAUUAAUCCAGGUCGACCAGUUUUAGCCCAAAGGAUGCUUCAGCAAAGUAGAGAAGCAGAAAAUGCUCUUGCCGAUGCAUUAUCUCCUGAAGAAGUUGAUCUUUCAUCAGAUUACUCUCGACUUUCAUUAGGACGUAAGGUGUCACGUGACGAAUCCGACGAAAGCGAAGCAUCUUCGGUAUGUUCGGAGCGAAGCAUUGAUUCGUUUAAGAGGAUAAAUGAUAGUUAUUCUUGGAAUGGAUCCCGCAAUCGUUUGGAUAGUUUCCGAGCUCCAAUUGAAGACAUCGACACAAUCAUUCAAUACUGUGCAUCGACGCACUGGUCAGAACGAAAAGAUGGCCUCAUUAGUCUAACUCAAUAUUUAUCAGAUGGAAAAAUUCUCACACCACAACAAUUGCAAUGCGUAUUGGAUAUGUUCCGUAAAAUGUUCAUGGAUAAUCACACAAAAGUUUACGCCCUCUUCCUGGACACAGUCAACGAACUGAUUCUGGCGCACUCCAAUGAAUUGCACGACUGGCUAUUUAUUCUCCUAACCCGUCUAUUCAACAAACUUGGCACUGAACUUUUGGGUUCGAUGCAUGGCAAAAUCUGGAAAACUCUCCAGCUUGUGCAUGAAUACUUUCCAACUGACAUUCAAAUGAAGGAUGUUUUUCGAAUUCUAUCCGAUUCGGCACAAACACCGCCAACUAAAACAAAAAUUGCCAUAUUGAAAUUCUUGACGAAUUUAGCAACAUCUUAUUGCACAGCUGGUGAUUUUCCCAAUCAGGGUCCCGUGGAGAAAGCCAUAUUGAAAAUAGUGCAGUUGGCUGGCGACCAGAAGAGCGUUGAACUGAGAGGUCAGGCGAGGUUGUGUCUUAUUGCAUUGUACAACUGUAAUACCCCAUAUAUGACGCAAAUUUUAUCGAGCUUACCAAAAACUUGUCAAGACUCAGCUCGAACUAUCAUUCAAACACAUUUGAAACGCAGCACAUCAGGAACAAAUAGCCCAUCAUCGCCAUUAUCAUGUUCGAGUCCAAAACCUUUGCUUAGUCCAUCGCAAGGUCCAUUUAGUUUACAAAAUAAUUCUAGUCCCCGUUCAAGACAGUCGUCUGUUGAAAAUAAUGACCCACUCAAUAGUGAAGAAGUUUAUAAGAGCUUGCGCAAGACAACAGCCGAAAUACAAAACUAUAGUUUCGAAUCGAAACUCGAUCGCGAUACGAAUAGCAAAGAUUCCGGAAUCAGUCAAAUGGGUGAUCAUGGAAUGGGAGGAAAUGCAAUGCAUAGCGAACAAUUUAAUGUGAUUUCAUCGAAUGGACUUAAUGGCCAUUUGCUAUUAUUAGACAAAGAAGACUCGUGCAAUGGUUCCAAAACACAAUCGGCAACCACAACAGAAUCAAAUACACCAGAGAGCACUGUGCGUCUGGAUGCAAUGGAUAUGCAAAAUCACAAAGUCUCCUCAGUGCAGAGACAUCAUCAGAACUUCCAGAUCGGGGAGAAUGGUGAAAUUAUUUUAGAAAAUGGUUCCAGUGAAAGUGAUAUAAUUAAGGCUGCCAUAGUUUUAAACUUAGACACAAAUUCAGAAGUAAUACAACAAACAUUGGCCGACCUGUCUGUGUGUAUAAAGAGCGGCAAUUGUGAUUUGCCGAAUAAAAAUUUUAAGGCCAUAAUGAAAAUGCUUCUAAGCCUAUUGGAAUCACCAACCCCAGAAGUUAUGACAUCUGCUCUUCAAGUAUUGGGCAAAAUCGUUCGCAGUGCGGAAAUGAAACCAUUCUGGAGUAAUUUUCUAGAAUUGAUACUUUUAAAAAUUAUCAAUUGUUAUCAAAAUAGCAAAGAGGCUUCUCGUGAAAUCGACAUCAUAAUACCUCGAAUAGCACCUGUUUUACCUCUUAACAUCUCAAUUAAUAUUUUAAAUCCAGUUAUUGCCACUGGAGUUUAUCCAUUGAACUUGUGUGCGGUUAAGUUACUUACGGAAUUGACCGAAAAACAAGGCAAUGAACUUACCGAUAUUCAUUUGGAAAGUAUUAUGCCAAAUUUAGCAAGGUUGACUGAUGACUCCCAAUCGAUGGUGCGUAAAGCAGCCGUAUUUUGUAUUGUUAAAUUGUACAUUGUUAUGGGUGAAGAUAAGGUUAAACCGAAGUUUUCGCUGUUGAAUCCUAGCAAAAUAAGACUACUUAACGUCUACAUUGAAAAAAAUCGUGGUACGAAAACUUCAUCAUGAUCGAAUGCCAAGUGAUUGUGGGCGAAAGGAAGACAUUUUGCAAAACGUUUUCGGCGCCUCAGUGGCAAGAUUAAAUUCAAAAACGGAACAAUUCCAGAAUAAAUGAAAUACGCUUUCACUUCACGCCACACACCACACAAAUAAAAAAAAAAUAACAAGUGAAAAUAUUAAAACAAAAAUUAAAAAAAAAAACAAUCCACACAAACUUUUCAGGAAUCUAGACAGAGAGAAAGAGAUCUAAAAGAUUGAUUGACGUUUUUAAGUUCUUUUUGUUUAAAAAUAUUAUUUAUAUAAAAAAAAAACACAAAAUAACUCCCUUUUCUGUUUAUCAUAAUUUUCAUUUCUGUUGUAGUGUAUGUUCGCAGUUUUAUAUAUAUAAUAUAUGUUCUUGUAAAGUGUGUAAAAAUAACGAGGGAAAUGAAAGGAAAACAAUUAGAUCAUAACUAUAAUUAUAUGUUUUAUUUAAAAAAAAGAAAAGAAUAUAUUGGCGUCGUUUUUAUAUCGUCGUCGCUUUAAGUAAUUUAAAAAAGAAGUAUAUACUGAUUUGUGGCAUAUAAAUAAAACAAAAACAGAAGAAACAAAAUAUUGAACGAAACAAAAACACAAUCGAGUGUAUUGUCUGUUGAAUAGAAAAACUAUAAGUUAAAAAAAACAACUUGGACAAAAGAAGAACGAUAAAUAAAAACUUCACAAAUCUAUCGAAAAACGUCAAAUAUAAACAAAUAAAACAAAACAAAAACAAAACAACUUUUUUCCAGUUUGUACAAUAUUUGAACAAUUUCUUGUGAAAUACAUUUCUUUUAUCAUGGUAUCCAUACCAGUUGUUAGUACGUAAGUGUGUUUGACUUUUUGGUAUAAUACACAAAUUUAUAUCGAAAAAGCCCGAAUUAACAAAAGAAUACAUUUUUUAAUUGUCAUAUUUUUAGUAUUAAACCUUUAUCCUUUCAACGACAAAAAAACAAAA